AUGGGGCUAAAUGAUUCGUAUCAUCAGGCGAGGAGCCAGAUACUCAUGAUAGAUCCACUACCAACUGUUAAUCAGGCCUAUGCCAUGGUAGUAGGAGAUGAAAGUCCAAAGUCUGUUAUUACAGGCAUCAAUACUUUGGGCCUAAAUGCAUCCAUCUUAGAGUCGGCAGCAAUGUAUUCUAAAGGUGUGAUCAGCUCAGGUGCAAAUCAUAAGUUCAAGAAAAAUACACUCCUAGUAUGUGACUUUUGCAAGUGUAGAGGCCACACUAAGGAAUACUGUUACAAAGUUGUUGGAUAUCCACCAAAUUUUAAGUCAAAGAGAAAGAUACAAAGUGCCUCAAAUUCUAGUCAGCAUCCUGCUCAUGCUCAUUUCUCUUAUGGUUUGAACACCAAUGUACAUGACAAAUCAGUUGAGGCCAGCACAUCUAUCAUCACUACUAGUCAAGCUGAAAAGGAUGUCAAACAAUUACUUCAAGGCUGCACAUUCACAAAAGACCAGUAUGAUCAGAUUCUGAAAAUGUUGAAUCAACAGUCACAAGCAAGAGUUACUGCAUCUGAUGACAAUAAGGCAAAUGCUGUAGGUAAAGCACUGUUUGUUACUGAAAAUAGUGAUGUCUGGAUUGUAGAUACAGGUGCAACAAACCACAUGGUAUCAAAUUUGAAUAUGCUGAAAAAGGAGCCUAUGUUAAAGCUAGAUAUUCCUAAGGAGGUGUCCUUACCAAAUGGUAGUACCACACAAGAGCUUUACACUAGGAAGGUGAAAGAGGUUGGUAAAGAAGAAGGGGGUUUAUAUCUACUGUGGAGACAAUUAUCUCAAAACACCAGUAAAGAGUCUGCUCUUGUUGUUGAUUCAACUCAUCCCACAGACAAAGAUUCAACUGCAAAAGUGGAGUUAUGGCAUCAAAGACUUGGACAUGUCUCUUCAACAAAAUCAGAUGUUUAUGUAUCACUUCCAUUGUUUCUGAAGUAUGUUCAGAAUCAGUUUGGGAAGACUGUCAAAGCUAUAAGGACUGAUAAUGGUACAGAGUUUGUUAACUCGGUUUGUGAUCAUCUGUUUAAAGAACUAGUUGCCACUUAUCUUAUUAACAGACUUUCUAGCAGUGUCCUUGGAUUCAAAUCCCUUUAUGAAAGACUCUAUGGUGCAAAACCAGAAUUGUCUCACUUGAGGACAAUUGGCUGUUUGGUCUUUGCAAAAAAUCUUACUGAACAUGAUAAACUUAUGCCCAAAUCAAGGUCUGCUGUCCACAUGGGCUACUCUAAAGUUCAUAAAGGAUACAUCUUAUUUGAUUUGUCUAACAGGUCAUUCUUUGUGAGUAAGGAUGUUCUCUUUAGGGAAGAUAUCGUCCCAUUUGCCACAGAUAAUAGGUCUACUCAUCAGCAGCUGUUUAUGGACACCCUGCAAGGAUCAGUGAUCUCUACACUUGAUCAUGUGAUCUCACCAGAUCCUGACCAGGCUGCAGUAUCACCAGGUGCUGAUCAAACUUCUAUACCUGUAGAUGUUGAGCAAACUGAGGUCACUCAGCCCUUCUCUGAAGUGCAGCUGCAGGAUGAUCUGAUUGUUCCUGAGGUGCCUCCUGUUGCAGUGGUUCCACAACCUACUAGACAGUCUACAAGAUCUAAACAUCCCCCUGCUUGGCUGAAGGACUUUGUCUCCUUCAAUACACUUAAAGAUGUCCCUUAUCCUAUCUCUAACUAUGUUACUUAUUCUCAUCUAUCCCCCUCAUAUCAAUGCUACAUUGCAGCUACAUCCACUGUGACAGAACCUUCCACCUAUGCUGAAGCAAUCAAAAAUCCAAGAUGGAUUGAGGCCAUGCAAGCAGAGAUUCAGACUCUGGAGAGUAAUCAUACCUGGGAGGUUACACCUCUACCUGCAGGCAAGCAAGCUAUUGGGUGCAGGUGGGUAUAUAAAGUCAAAUAUAAAUUCACAGGGGAGAUAGACAGAUUCAAAGCCAGGCUAGUUGCAAAGGGGUAUAGCCAGUAG
Messenger RNA from Solanum dulcamara, 1980 nucleotides. RefSeq lists its product as uncharacterized. The transcript has 4 exons. The coding region runs from base 1 to 1980 and encodes 659 amino acids. The record is from RefSeq and is a predicted model, not a curated record. Lineage: Eukaryota; Viridiplantae; Streptophyta; Magnoliopsida; Solanales; Solanaceae.